This is a messenger RNA of Brenthis ino (lesser marbled fritillary), 552 nucleotides long. Lineage: Eukaryota; Metazoa; Arthropoda; Insecta; Lepidoptera; Nymphalidae. The record is from the annotation of a GenBank genome assembly.
AUGACCACGACAUAUUUACUUUUUUUAGUUUUUGCGGUAAAUACUAUAAAAUCAGCUUAUGCAAUAAGUUGUUACCAGUGUUCUGGAACAGAUUCAGAUGAACCAUUUGAAUGUAAUGAAUAUUUAGAUACAGACACAGGAUUGUCGCCAAUAGACUGCGAAAAUAUCCACAACGCUCAAUACUGUAUUAAACAAGUUGGCAGAUUUGAAGUUAAAGGAAUUGAGUGCUACCAAUGCAAUACUUCAACAACGUUGGAAUGUAGUGAUGGCUUUUUGUCACUUGAUGGAACUUUAUUAAGAUCUGCUUCAUGUGACCAUGUCUACGGUGCCCAAUAUUGUAUCAAAAUGACAGGAGGGAUUGGUACAAAGAGAUAUUGCUCUUCCUUAGAUCUAGGAAACCAAUGCAACUAUGUACAACAACCUGGUGACAAAUUAGAAUACCGAACAUGUAUUUAUACUUGCAAUACCGAUGGGUGUAAUGGAGCAUCUAGCAUACAUAUAUCUACAACAUUUUUUAUAGUACUUUUAUUUAUAUCAAAAUGUACAGUUUUU